Molecule: messenger RNA, 2988 nt
Organism: Culex pipiens pallens (northern house mosquito)
Lineage: Eukaryota; Metazoa; Arthropoda; Insecta; Diptera; Culicidae
Exons: 3
Coding region: 1-2988 (995 amino acids)
Source: RefSeq, a predicted model, not a curated record
AUGACGAUGAAGACGAUGAGAUUGGCCAGCAUCCACCUCAGCAGCGGCACCACAGCCGUCACUUGUUCGGACAGCCUGAGCCGGAGCCGAACCAGCCUGAGGAGUGAGACGGCCAGCAGUGCAGCAGGUGGUGGCCACAGUCACCACCAUCAUCAUCAUCACCAUCGACGGCAGGCGAGCAGUACCAGCAGCACGAGCUGUCUGCUGGUGGCGAGACAAACGAGGACGGAUGAUGACGAAACGCCAGAAGAGGAGGCGGCUGGCACAACGGCGACCUGUAACACCGAAGACGAACGCCAUCCGGAGAGCGCCUCGACGCUGUACGUCGAGAACUGUCACUGUUCGCGAGGGAACCUCACGACCACCACCACGACCGAUGACGACGAAGAGCUGCAGCAGUACUUUAUCAACCGAAGCGUAUCGAGACGUCCCUCGAACGUCAGCUCAACGUCACGGGUCAGCCAUCGGAGCAACCGGAGCACACCCCGAAGUGGCGGAGGAGGAGGAGGAGGCGGCGGCAGUGGCGGAAGUAGCCGAAGUCGACAGCAGUCCAAGCGCGCUACUCCACUCAGCGGUGUCAGCUGUUGUAGCCAUCACUCGCAUCAUUCGACACAACCCCAGACAUACCGGAGUCGAGGCGGUCCCGAUUCACCGUCCUUUCUGCAGGACAGUGGAUCCAACGCAACCAUUUCAAACUUUAACAUAAAUCCGGCACGGUUCCAGUGCAGCUACUACACGGCGGACGAGAGCGAAAACUCCUACUGCUCAAUCAGCGGAGAAAACAUCCGACAGAUCCAGGCACAGACCCAAAUUCAAACGGCGCUCGAGAUGCGUCAGAAGGAGCACGAGUGGAUACUGAAGCGGCCCGAACAACCGGCACCGCCACCACCAUCCCGGCUGCAACCACUUCCACUGCCACCAUUGCCACCGCCCGACGGUGGCAGUGACUACAACGAUAGCCAGCAGGACGUCAACAGCAUCAACGGAUCGAUCACGUCGAUCAUUGAAAGCACGUCCAGCGAUCAGCCGGGUGGAUCGACAACCACCAGCACGACGACCUCCACCACCCAACGUCAGCUCCAACAUGUCGGCGAACGUGGCGGGACAAAAAACGGGAGCAGCUCCGGCAGUCAGAUGAUCCUCACACCGUCCAAAAUAACGAUUGAGAACAUUGGCCAACUGUCGGAGAUUGCGGCCAACGAUUACGACUUUGACGACAUCGACGUCAGCAUACCGGAGAUGUUCCACUCGCCCUCCAAGAUCAAGUGGAACUUUCUAGCCGGCCUCGAGGAGAACAAAUCCAACAAAUCACGCAUCAGCUCAAUCUCCAGCCUGGUGGACGCGGCCAGCAGUGGGCGCGGACGCAGCGGAACCGAAUCCGGCGGAGCAGACGUCAGCGAAACGGGAAGCGAGCGCAGACGUGACGACAGCAGCGACAACGACUACAGCCCAAACCGUAUCCAGCAUCAACCGCUACCACCGCUUCCAACACCACCACCCCAGAGCUCAUCCAGCUGCAAGAUUGAAGAACUGCUCAAAAAAUCAUCCCCUUCGGCUUCGUCCGAGUUCAAGACGGUAUCGAUCUGGCGCGCGGAAAAUGACGACGAAGCAAACGCCAUCAUCUUCCACCACGAGAGCGAAAUCGUCGAGAACUGCUGCAAUAACCAUUUUUUAGACCACAGUAGCUACGACAUCUGUACCGUGGACAACUGUGACUAUCUGAUCAAAAGCAGCGACACCAAGAGCGAAGGCAAGGGCAGCAUCUACAGUGCGAAAAGCGAAGAACGCCUCAACAACUCCGUUGCACUGUCCAGUUCGGCAGCCGCCAACAAGCUGGAACUCAAGCAGCGGAACAUCUUCACGUCAACGCUACUCUCCGCAAGCGCCACGCCAGCGAACGUGUACAGCAUCAUCUCACCCGACCUGAAACGGUUCGAGAAGCAAACCAACCUCAACCGCAACUCGGUGAACCUCAGUCAGAACCUGUCCUCACCAUCGUCAUCCUCUUCGUCGUCCAUAUUUCUGGGCAACUACAAUCAAACGUAUCGAAACAUCAAUCAAAACAACGGCGAAGACAAGCUGCUCAACACGUCCAGCUCGAGAAGCCGCCCGGCGCCAACGGCACCAGCCCCACCACCGCCAGUCGCAACGACCAGCCGCUCAACCACCAGUGUUGGCUUCAACAACGCCGCUGACGCACCACCACCGGAUGCGUCCCCACUGGAACCUGCUCCACCGUUCAGCAUCACGGCGGCGGCGUCCACCGCAACGGCCGCAGCUGCAUCCCAGUUCUACAACAAGUCCUACCACAUCAAUCUGACGGCACAGAACCGCCUCUACUUCCACGCGUACUCGAACGCCGUCCGGGAGAUGGAACAGUGCCCGCACCAGUCCCCCUCGCCAACCUCGAUCCAGUCGGAACGUUCGCCCCAACCGUGCGCCCAGUGCCAGGAGCUGUACGGGUCGCCCUUCUUCUACAGCAGUACCAACGCCACCAACGAGGACUCCACCGGCACCGGUGGAACCUUUGCCGACAUUGCCAACACUAGCAGCAGUGCCAGCCUAACCGGAUCCGGAACGGGUGCGGGACACCGUCGCGGUGGAGGUGCCCGGCCCGGAUCGGUCCGCUGGCGACGCAACGUGAGCCACUCGCUCCGGAUCAACGGUCUGGUUCGGGUCGUGCGGACCCGGGCCCGCAAGUGCGCCGACUACAUACGCCACAAGGAGCGCCUGACCCAGAAUCGCUUCCACCGGCGGAACCCCGAACAUGGUCCGUACCGAACCGGAUGCGUGAACGCCGUUCCCGAUCAAGGCCAGGAUCUGAAGUUGCCGGAAACCGCCGGAACUUUCCAGAUCAAGCGCUGCUGUUCAACGUCACCCUCCGCUACCUCUUCAGCCAACCGUCUCCGAGCGUUUGUCCAGCCGCGGACUUACGCCGUCGGAAGUCGGAUUCCGGAAGUAUCCGCUCCAGGAGCUUCCACCAAGUGA